AUGGAUGAAAAACAAUGGGCACAAAUGAGGUUCCCUGAGGCAGAAGCUUUAAUUUUGUAUUUCACUGCAAGCAGAUAUUGUAUUCCAACUUUUGUCCACACAAUGAAGAAACUGAAGGUUCUUAUAGUCCAUAAUUACAGUGCACGAAGAGCCACACUCAGUCGACUGGAUGUUUUUAAUGCACUUUCUCAGCUUAAAACACUUCAACUUGAAAAGUUGACAGUGUCUCCUCUGUAUGACUACUUCAGUUUUCUGGAGAGUCUGCAGAAGCUAUCUCUGAGUUUAUGCGAGGGCCUUGGUGACAUGAGUGAAUUAGGUAGGGAUGAAUUUUUCAAUUUUCCGAGGCUUUCAGAAAUCAAUGUAGAUCACUGCAGUGAUUUGGAGAAGUUGCCAAAAGGUUUAUGUUUUUCGAAUUCCAUGAAAAAAAUUUCAGUGACAAACUGCCACGGGCUUGCAAAGUUCCCUGAUGAGUUGGGGAAUCUUGGCAUGCUCGAGGUGCUAAGAUUGUGUGCAUGUGCAGAUUUGACAGAACUGCCAGCUUCUGUCCGUAGUCUCCGAAAACUAGAAUUUCUUGACAUCUCACUGUGCGGGCGUUUGGAGCGGUUUCCAGAAGGAUUUCAUGAGCUAUCAAGUUUGAAGAAGCUGGACAUGAGGGAGUGCUGUAGAUUGAAACCGGUUUCCAAAACACUAGGCAAACUCCCAUCUCUAAAACAUGUGAUUUGCGAUAAGAAGAACGAGCACCAGUUGAUAUGUGAAGCCAACUCCACGAGUAACUUCACUGUUGAAGCUGUUGAACAGGCAUUCAGUUUGGAUUGGCUUUACUGUUGA
This is a messenger RNA of Cryptomeria japonica (Japanese cedar), 828 nucleotides long. Its product is annotated as probable disease resistance protein At4g33300. The coding region runs from base 1 to 828 and encodes 275 amino acids. Gene Ontology annotation, biological process: defense response to fungus. The transcript has a single exon. NCBI's taxonomy places the organism in Eukaryota, Viridiplantae, Streptophyta, Pinopsida, Cupressales, Cupressaceae. The record is from RefSeq and is a predicted model, not a curated record.